Messenger RNA from Tripterygium wilfordii, 943 nucleotides. RefSeq names its product D-galacturonate reductase-like. NCBI's taxonomy places the organism in Eukaryota, Viridiplantae, Streptophyta, Magnoliopsida, Celastrales, Celastraceae. Bases 1 to 936 code for a protein of 311 amino acids. Gene Ontology annotation, molecular function: aldose reductase (NADPH) activity. Gene Ontology annotation, cellular component: cytosol. The transcript has 4 exons. The record is from RefSeq and is a predicted model, not a curated record.
AUGACAAUAAUUCCAGAGGUUUCAAUUGGCUCCAAUGGCCAGACUAUGCCGAUUAUUGGUAUGGGAACUGCUUCAAAUCCCCCAGUAGAUCCGGAAGCCACAAAGCGCGCCAUUCUUGAUGCGAUCAAGACAGGUUAUCGCCACUUCGACACAGCUCUUGUGUACGGAACGGAGGCAGCUCUUGGUGAAGCCAUCGCAGAGGCGUUGACUACCGGGCUCGUAAAAUCCAGAGAAGAACUCUUCAUCACGUCCAAACUUUGGUGUAGCUUCAUGGAUAGGCGCCUUGUCCUGCCUGCAAUCAAGACUAGUCUCGGGAAUUUGAAGCUGGAGUAUCUUGAUCUUUAUCUGAUUCACUGGCCAUUGAAGUUGAGCCAAAGCGUGGAUCGAGUCCCAUUCCCAAAAGAAGAAAUAUCUGCGGCGGAUAUGGAGUCAGUUUGGGAAGGCAUGGAAGAGUGUCUGGCUCUUGGCCUCACCAAAUCCAUUGGUGUCUGUAACUUCUCCUCCAAAAGGCUUGACCAACUUCUUUCUUUUGCCAAAAUCCCUCCAGCAGUCAAUCAGGUGGAGCUGAACCCAUUCUGGCAGCAAAAAGAGCUAAGAAACUUCUGCAAAACCAAGAGCAUCCUCCUCACAGCUUAUUCUCCCUUGGCUGCACCAGCCAAACCAACGGUGGAAAGUGAUGUGCUUGGAGAAAUUGCCAAGGCAAAAGGAAAAACAAUUGCCCAGGUUUCUCUUAAAUGGAUUUAUGAGCAAGGUGUGAGCUUGAUACCAAAGAGCUUCAAUAAGGAGAGGAUGAAAGAGAAUCUUGAUAUUUUUGGUUGGUCAUUCACUGAGGAAGAACUGAAUAAGAUCAGUCUGCUUCCUCAGCGCAAAACUUGCUUUCUGAAAUCGUUCAUGGAGCCUCAUCAUCAAGUACUUGAGAUCGAUGCAGAGAUUUGAGCCUCUA